This is a messenger RNA of Pyrus x bretschneideri (Chinese white pear), 1521 nucleotides long. RefSeq lists its product as uncharacterized. The transcript has 3 exons. Lineage: Eukaryota; Viridiplantae; Streptophyta; Magnoliopsida; Rosales; Rosaceae. The record is from RefSeq and is a predicted model, not a curated record. Bases 150 to 1325 code for a protein of 391 amino acids.
AGUGACAGAUAAUAAAUGGAACCGUCUGAUCAUCAUUGGAACCCAAAACGCAAACACGGCGGUGGUGGUGGGUCAGCUGGUGAGAGAGUGGCACGCGAUCCCUUCGGCUUAAGUCAGUCGUUGACGAAUCAAUACAUACACAAAAGACGAUGAGGACCGGCGGCGCCACCGUCUCCCUCCUCCUCCUCCUCUACCUUCAGUUUCCACUUCAAUUCAUUCUCGCUUUCAAUUCUUCCUUUCUCAACGACGACACCCAAAUCCUGCAGGAGGUGUUGAAGCAAAUCUCGGCCAAGCACAAGUGGGAUUUGCGGGACGUCAGGGUCUCGAGGCUGGAUGUGGACAGGGUCCGAUUCGGGAGCGCCCAGCGGUACGAAUUUCGGGUCGGAUUCGGGAAGAUCCACGUUGGCGUCUUGUUCUCGGACGACGUUGCCUCCUGGAAGAAGUUCAGGAAACCCAGAACCCAUUUGAGCUCUCUCGUUCAGGACCUCAGCUCCAUGGCGGUUGUCGACACCUUCGAAGUGGAGGGUCCGUUUGAGUUGCGGGUUGGCGGCGCUCACGAGCUCUCGCUUUCAUUGCCGAUGAACGCUACAUAUAGUGGGUUGAAAAGGAUUCUUGUUGGUGAAGGCAUAACUGUGGAGGUAAGCAGAGCGAUCGAAGUCUCUGUGUUUCAUGCGUCUGAUCUUGGUUUAUCAGCGAAUGGCAGUGGUACUGUUAAGAAGGAGAGAAGCGAGUUUUGGUCCAUUGGGCAUUCGUACUGUGCACCAUUAGUUCCAAUUCGUGUUUUAGGGCCGGCAAAGUUGGUUGCAUACAAGACUCGAAAUCAUAAUGCUCACAUUGAAACUAAUUUUAUAUCCAAGGAGAUAGUUGAAUUGUUGCCAGAGAAGUGCUACAGAAGUCAAGCAUACAAGAAGCGGCCUUGCCCCAUUGGUUCUUUAAGUUUGAGGAUCUCCAUGCUGGAAAGGAUUUGGAAAGGCUUUCUUGGGGAUAGAAUGCGCCAGAACCGUUCGUCGGGAUUUGUUGAAGGAAAAAUCAAAGCCUCAACUAUUGUCCGCUUCAAGGUUGAGCUGGAAAGGGAUUUUCGGAGGAUUGGUGCGCUCCAUGACAAGGAAAGGUGGAGAACCAGGCCAACUGUUGAACGGGUUUGGUUUGAAGUUUUGGCGAGAGUUGAGUUAGAGAGGGUUAAGCCUCUCUUUGUUAAAAAGAUUAGGCCCCUUGUUGUAGCCGAUUCAGUUGCAUGGAGUAGUUUGACGUCAAAUAUUUCCUUUACCAAGUCCGGACCUUUCCUUGUCCCUCCAGAGGCGUUAACACUGGAUGUGAAGUGGUAGAGUAAACUUGUUGUAAAGUAUUCUUGUUUGAGAAUGUUUUGCAGAUUAAGGCGACAAUGCGUUGUUUGUGCCCUUGCUCUUCUUCGAUAUGAUGGAUGAAACAGUACAUGUCAAUUGUUAGGUAACACGCUCGAUUGCUCCUGUAAAUAAAUUGUUAUUAAGAACAAACGUUAUACAUAUUGAUGACUUGAUACUA